AUGACAGAAGAAUACGUAUGUAAAAUGAUCAAUGACAAAUUGACUAAGUACUAACCUAAUAGUCACCAUUAAUAAUUGACUCUACAUUUUUGUCAGAUUCCAAAAAAUUUAUAAAAGAAAGAAUAAUGCCGUGGGAAGGUUUAGCAAGAUCAGGAAUUAUAACUGAAGAUGAUGCAAAUAAUAUUAAAUUAUUAGAAAAACAAUCAGUUGAGAAUAGAAAUUCAACAGUUAAAGCUCAAGUUGAUUUAUAUGCAAGUAGUUUAUUACAUGUUUUAUCCAAAAUUAAUGAUAAAGAUGAUAUUAUAAAAAAUAUACUUGCACUUAUAAAUGAUUUAUUAUUAGAUUUACCAGAAUUUUCAAAAUCAUUAUUAAAUUUAUCAUCCGCAGAUAGUGGUUUACCAUUUAAUCCAUUUUUGAAACAUUUAGAAAAUAAAGAUUUGUUAAUUAAAUCAUUAAGUUUAUAUAAUUUAACAAUUUUAUUAAAACAAAAGAAUCAUGCAGAUAAUGAAGUAUUAUAUAAGAUCUUCAAUACCAUAACUUCAAUGUUUGAAUCAGACAAUAAUUAUAUCAUGAUUAUAGUUCAAAUUUUACAAGAUUUAUUAAUUAAAUAUAAAUCAGUUUAUCAAGAUUAUUUAGUAAGUUAUUUCAAACCAAUUAAUAAUUUAAUUACUCAAUCAGCAAGUCAUCCAAAUGCAACAGGUUUACAAUUAUCAUAUAAUAUAUUAUUAGCAACUUGGAUAUUAUCAUUUAAUUCACAAAAUAAUAAAAUUUUAACUCAUAAUUUCCCACAAUUAGCUGGAAAUCUUUUAAUUAUUGCAAAAGAUUCAAUAAAAUUAAAAAUUGUGAGAAUUUCAGUUGCAAUUUUGAAAAAUUUCGUAUCAACUGUUAAUUCUCAACAAGAACAAUUUAAAGUUAUAAAAUUAUUACUAUUUCAUGAUGCUUUAAAUACAAUUAAAACUUUAAAAGAAAGAAAAUUUGCAUCAAAUGGAAGUGAUGAAGAAUUGGCAAAUGAUUUGAAUUAUUUGAAUGAUAAUUUAUUAGAAAUUGUCAAUACAAAAUUGACUUCAUUUGAUGAAUACAUGACAAGUUUAGAAAAUCCAAAAUUAAUAAGUUGGGCUUCACCAAUACAUAAAUCAAAUGAAUUUUGGUUAGAAAAUUCUUAUAGAUUUAAAGAUUCAAAUUUUAAAUUGGUUAAAAAGAUAUUUGACAUCAUGAAUCAUAAUGAUGGUGCUAUACCAAUAAUUUUACUAAAUGAUUUACAGUUUUUAAUCAAGAAUUUAGGUCAAGAUUUAAUAACCUUCGUAAAUAAUCAUAGUCAAUACAAAUUAUUGGUUAUGUCUUAUUUAGAUCAAGGUAAUAAUGAAUUAAAAUAUGAAGCUUUGAAAACAAUUCAAUUAUUGGUUGGUCACAACUUUUAA
Molecule: messenger RNA, 1418 nt
Organism: Insectozyma verbasci
Lineage: Eukaryota; Fungi; Ascomycota; Pichiomycetes; Serinales; Debaryomycetaceae
Source: the annotation of a GenBank genome assembly